UAACCUCAAACCUCAAUUUGAUUUUAGCGGCAAUUGCGUACGAAAUAAAAUAUAUAAUUUUAUUAGUUUAUUUAAGCUUUUUUUUACCGUUUAUUCGGUUAAUAUAUAACUUCAAUGAAGCAUGGAUUAUUUUCAGGAUGAAAACCAAGAGAAUGAUUAUUUAAUAAUGAGGAGAACUCCGCAACAGAGAAAACUCUCUUAUAGAAAUUUACUCAAUAAAGUUGAAGGAAUACAAGAAACUGAGGAUGUUGGAUUACAAACAGUAAAUGAAUUGGGGGAAGUUAUACGAGAAGCAAAUAAUUUAGACACAGAGUGGAAGAUCGACGACAGAGUGCAGUAUGCUGACGAAACGUUAUUAGAUUGUUUAGUGUUGUCAUCCGCUAGUAGUGUUUUAAAAAAAUGCAUAGAAGCUGUGGAUGUGUUCACGUCAACUUACGAACAAAGUGAAUUUACAAAUAGAAUUAUUCAACGUAUUAAAGCAGAAGACAGUGAAGAAUUUGAACCAGAUAAUCUAUUGAAACUCUUAGAAGAUGCCCGUAAUAUAAUACCUCAAGUACCUGACUACAAUUAUGUGUAUGGAACAUAUGACCUCAAUAAAGUGCCUGAACCAAAGCCUAAGAAAGAAAGAGUAAAAGCUCCAAAAGAAAAACUUCAAAAGAAAGAGCCCGAAAGAGUUACCAGUUUAGAUAAAGAAGAGAAAGGAAUAGAGGAAAUUGUCAAACUCUUGCAUGAUGUUUUAACUGAAAAGUAUAUGGAAAAUGGUGAAGAACCCAUCAGUUACUAUGAUUAUAUUAUUGACACAGACAGUUUUGCUAAUACUGUUGAAAAUAUGUUUUAUUUUGCAUUUUUAGUUCGGGAUGGAAAAGCUCAAUUGGAUUUAAAUAGAGAUGGAAAGCCAAUAGUUAAACCAAUAACGGAAAGACAUUUGAAGCAAUUUAGAGAUGGGGGUGGUAUUAACACACAAGUGAUAACUUGUAUUGGUAUGGAGCAAUGGGAGAAACAUAAGAAGAAAGGAUUCUUACAACAGCAUAGAAAGAGGAAUGCCAUGUAAUAUAUUUUUAUGUUAUAUUUUUAUUUUUUUAAUCUGUUUUAUUACUCAGAUGAACUGAUGUAUUCAUGUUUACAAUCUGACAAUUGUCUUUCAUUUAUUGUAGACACUCAUUUAAAGUAAAUGAAAAAAAUUGUUAAAUUUA
Molecule: messenger RNA, 1193 nt
Organism: Anoplophora glabripennis (Asian longhorned beetle)
Lineage: Eukaryota; Metazoa; Arthropoda; Insecta; Coleoptera; Cerambycidae
Product: non-structural maintenance of chromosomes element 4 homolog A
Exons: 5
Coding region: 122-1051 (309 amino acids)
Biological process (GO): DNA repair
Cellular component (GO): Smc5-Smc6 complex; nucleus
Source: RefSeq, a predicted model, not a curated record